ACAAAAAAAUAAUGCAUUUAAACACACACUACCAAAAGUGUGUAUAUCUAUUUAUAGUGAAUAAUGUUUGUUGACUAAAUAACGAAUGUGAUUUCAACACAAGGAAUUUAAAUAUUUGUAAUUAUCUAAAGGUUAUCAAUGGACCCGGAGUUUUUAGCAAAAUUAAUUCCUCAAACAAAGGAACAGUCAAGACCGGCGUGCAAAAAAUGUGGCUAUGCCGGACACUUGACCUAUCAGUGUCGAAAUUUCAUAAAAGUCGACCCCAACAAAGAAAUCGUUUUAGACGUGAGUAGCACCAGCUCUGACAGCGAUGAAAAUUACAUGACGCCUUUGACGGAGUUGCGGGAAAAGGAACUGAAAGCCAAACUCAGUGAAGUAAAGAAAAAAAAGAAGGAGAAAAAAAGAAAAAAGUCGAAAGCUCGUCGUCGCUCUAGCUCUGAAUCCGAGUCCUCCAGCUCAGAGUCCGAGGACGAGAAGGAGAAAAAUGACAAGAAAAAAAAGAAAAAACGUAAGAAGAAAUCCAAACAUAAGAAGCAAAAACGGCGACGUAAAUCUAGUUCAUCUGAUUAAUUUUUAAGUAAAUAAAUUAAUUUUUUAUCAAUU
Cotesia glomerata is the source of this 603-nucleotide messenger RNA. RefSeq names its product protein SREK1IP1-like. The coding region runs from base 139 to 570 and encodes 143 amino acids. The transcript is spliced from 2 exons. Gene Ontology annotation, molecular function: zinc ion binding; nucleic acid binding. NCBI's taxonomy places the organism in Eukaryota, Metazoa, Arthropoda, Insecta, Hymenoptera, Braconidae. The record is from RefSeq and is a predicted model, not a curated record.